CGUCACGAUUGGGCAGAUUAAACAAGUUUGACGAGUUCGCUCCAAAUCCAUGUAAAUUUAAAGCUGGUUGCGGCAUGGACAAAAACAGCGCGGACACUGCUCUGUGGAAAUAACACCAGAUUUACUUCGCUUCACACGAGUUUGAACUAAUGCUUGUGUGAUAAAAGAGAAGAUCUGAACACGUCGUGGGUGCACCUGACGCACGUCUACAGGUGCGAGCGCGCGCGGACAUGCCUCGGGUGUCGGCCACGGCGCUGCUGCAGCUCGCGCUCAUCCUGUCCGCCGUGCCCGCGCAGUACGUCAUCUCCCGCUGGUACGGCUCCACGGCCGCGCAGCGCUUCCACGCGACCACCAGGUUGCUCCGGAUCUGGAGAGACUGGAGGUCCUCGUACCUGAACAGCACGGCGUGGAUGGAGUGGAGCAGUGAGCAGGUCUCCAAAGUGAUGUCUUAUUUGGGUUCUGAAACAGCGACAGAAGAAACUCCAAAGGAAAUGCCAAUGGAACAAAUGCUGUUCGACAAUGACCAAGGAUAUUUUGGAGCCUCAAAGACAGUCCGUAAACCACGGCCUCCGUAUGUGUUCCUGCGCGUGGGAGAGGUCGUCAUAGAGACCAGGGGUCACAUGGUCGGGGUGGUGGUCAGCUGGGACCCUGAGCUCCGAGCCCCUGCAGAAUGGGUGGACCGCAUGUACUCUGACUUUGAGGGCAUUAAAGCAGAGAAGACUCCUCAUUACAAAGUGUUAUUUAACGGCCCUGCAGGCUCGUCUCUGCUGGUGGCCUACCUCCCCCAGACUCAACUGGAGAGAAUCACAGGCCUGAGGCCGAACAUUCCCACUUUGGACAACUAUUUCACUCAUUUUGACGGAGAGCGGUUUGUGAUGCAGCCAUGGCUCAGAGCGAUCUUUCCUGAAGACGAGGAAACUGACAAAGAUUUUAUAGAAUGAAUCUAUCGCUGAAGAGGUCAAAAUGAAGAACAAUCAAACAAUCAAAGACUCACGAGGCUGCAGUUACAGGAGCGAAUUUGGAGCCGGGUUACCUUUGGAACAGGAAUUUAUUUACGGACAAAACAGUGAAAUAAAAACAGCAGCAUCAUCUAGAGCGGGAUAAUAUGAACAUUUUAAGACCAAAAUGACAAGGCUCACAGCAGCAGUUACAGAGAGUGGGGAGAUAAUUUUUAAAUGUAAAGUCAAUCGAAUCCAGAGUCAGUGAAACCGGAAGUGCCCCCAUGCUCACUUCCUUACCGGGUUAGCUAUUUCAAUUUAUAUAAUACAGCCAAACAAUAAAUGAAACUAAUCUGUAAUGUGUCUCUCUGUAAUUUAAGAUUUAUUUGUCCUUUGUGCAAAACUGUGACAAUAAAUGCACUUUAAUUCUUAA
Molecule: messenger RNA, 1371 nt
Organism: Boleophthalmus pectinirostris (great blue-spotted mudskipper)
Lineage: Eukaryota; Metazoa; Chordata; Actinopteri; Gobiiformes; Gobiidae
Exons: 7
Coding region: 231-941 (236 amino acids)
Molecular function (GO): DNA binding
Source: RefSeq, a predicted model, not a curated record